This is a messenger RNA of Clupea harengus (Atlantic herring), 989 nucleotides long. Its product is annotated as GTPase IMAP family member 7-like. NCBI's taxonomy places the organism in Eukaryota, Metazoa, Chordata, Actinopteri, Clupeiformes, Clupeidae. The record is from RefSeq and is a predicted model, not a curated record. Gene Ontology annotation, molecular function: GTP binding. Bases 1 to 927 code for a protein of 308 amino acids. The transcript has a single exon.
AUGCCUUUAUCUCCAGCUGACCUGAGGAUUGUGCUGGUGGGGAAGACUGGAGCUGGAAAAAGUGCAACAGGAAACACCAUCCUGGGAAGAGAAGCGUUUGAAAGCAAUGCUCUACCCAGUCACGUGACUGACAUCUGUGAGAAACACUGUGGGGAAGUGGAGGGUAGACACAUUGCAGUUAUUGACACACCAGGAAUCUGUGACAGGAACAAGACUGAUGACCAAAUGAGGAAACUGAUGGCCCAGUGCAUCAAACUGUCUCUCCCUGGACCCCAUGUGUUCCUGCUGGUGAUCAGACUGGGAGUGAGAUUCACAAGGGAAGAGGAGAAAGCCGUAGAAUGGAUCCAGGACAACUUUGGAGAAGAUGCUUCACAGUACACGAUUAUACUGUUCACUCAUGUAGAUCAGCUGAAAGGUAUAACUGUGGAGGACUGCUUAAGGCAUGAGAGUCUACAUAGAAUAUAUAACAGCUGCGGAGGAAGGUAUCUGUCAUUCAACAAUGAUGAAAUGAGUAAUAGAGAACAGGUCAAACAUCUGUUUGAGAAGAUUGUAAGCAUGUUAAAAAUAAACACAGGAGAGUUUUACACCAAUGACAUGUACAAGGAGGCACAGCGAAAAAUCACAGAAGAGGAGGAGAGAAAGAGACAGGAGGAGGAGAGGAAAAAAGAAGAGGAGAGAAGGAAACAGGAAGAAGAAUGGAGGCAGAGGGAAGAGGCACGAAAAGAGGAAGAGAGAAGGAGGUAUGAAGAUGAGAGAAGAAGAGAAGAAGACAGGAGGAGACAAGAAGAGGACAAAAGACAACAGGAUGAGGACAGAAGUAGGCAAGAAGAGCAAAAGAAAAGAGAGGAAGAACAUAGGAGAAGGCAGGAGGAGAUUAGAAGAGAACAGGAAAACUCAUGUUUCAGGAAAUGCUUCAGUUGUUGUUGACCACACUUGUCAGCUGAUCCAGAAGGACAACCACUUCUACAGAGAAAUGACACACAAAUCAA